AUGGCUACCGACUCCACAAAGCUCAAGAAGGCUUCCACCGCCGGCUCUACCAAGCCAACCGCCCCCAAGACCACAAAGAAGGACUACAUCCGUGUCGGCGUAGCAAUUGUCGCCAUCACUGUCGCCCUCACCCAAAAUUUUAUCCGUAACGCCGUUACAGACCUGGGUCUCUUCCUCGGCGACAUCCAGCCGUUCAACACAGCAGGCUGUGAAGUCGUCCCCGGUGGAUUGGAGGCCUGCGAGGAUAUCCAUCUCCAUCGCGAGUCUGGAUUGGCGUUUAUGACCUGUGGUCAUGCUGAAAUGAGGAAGGAAUGGUUUCCGCCCAUGGCCAAGAUGAAUGCCUCGGCCGCUGAUGCUGCCUUCCAGGAUAAGUUUGUUAUCUACAACGUUGCUACGGGAAAGUACGAAGAGAUGGAGUUGGCAGGCCUGCCAAAUGGUACCGACCGCGUCUUUCACGGCCUGGGUAUCCACGAGCGGUCCCCCACCGAGCUGACCAUCUUUGCAGUGAACCACCGUCGAGGCGGCAGUGUGGUCGAGGUGCUCGAGUACACGGUUGGCGAUAAGGUCGUCCAGUACAAGGAAACCAUCCGCCACGAGUUGAUCCAUACCCCUAAUGAUAUCCUUGCGACGGGUCCUCGGUCGUUUUACGUCUCGAACGAUCACAAGUAUAAGGAUGGCGCCAUGCGCGAGUACGAAGAAUCGCUGAGAAGACCGUUGAGUAAUGUGAUUUACUACUCACCCGAAAGCACACAUAUCGCUUACGACAAGGUCGCCUCUGCCAACGGCAUCACAUCCAACAGCGACCAAUCCCUCAUCUACCUCUCCGCCUGCCACGGCGGAGCCCUCCACAUCCUCCGCCCCACACCCGACCACACUCUCGUCGACCAAGAAUAUAUCAAGCUGGACUUUUAUAACGACAACCCGUCCUACGACCCCGAGACGGACUCGGUGUUUUUGACAGGACAUGUUAAGCCCUUGACACUGACGGUGGGGUUGAAGAAGAAGGGUGUCCAGUUGGAUGGACCUUCCAAGGUUGUCAAGAUUUCGAAGGAUGUGGUGGGCGGUGGACAUAAGGUGGAGACGGUGUUGGAGGAUGAUGGGAAAUUGAUUUCGACAGGUACGGUAGCGGCUGUGGAUCGGAAGCGGGGAGUGAUGUUGAUCGGAACUGCGUUCUCGAACCGUGGAGUUGUUCGAUGCCCCAUCCCCCAGGGCGUGUAA
This is a messenger RNA of Linnemannia hyalina, 1218 nucleotides long. NCBI's taxonomy places the organism in Eukaryota, Fungi, Mortierellomycota, Mortierellomycetes, Mortierellales, Mortierellaceae. The record is from the annotation of a GenBank genome assembly.